Molecule: messenger RNA, 2095 nt
Organism: Quercus lobata
Lineage: Eukaryota; Viridiplantae; Streptophyta; Magnoliopsida; Fagales; Fagaceae
Product: rhodanese-like domain protein
Exons: 9
Coding region: 141-1961 (606 amino acids)
Source: RefSeq, a predicted model, not a curated record
ACUAGUCCCUCUCUCUCUCUCUCUCUCUCUCUCUCUCCAUGGCUCCACUCUAUGAAUAAAUAAAGAAAACAAUGAAAGGUUAAAACCCCAAACUCUCUGCAAACCCAACCCCUCGAAAGCAAAACCUCAAAACCCUAGCAAUGGCAGACGAAGACCAAUACGGAGUGCUCCUCUACUACAAGUACGCACAGAUCACCGACCUAGACUCACUCUUCUCCUUCUACGAAUCCAACUGCGACUCCCUCUCUCUCCUCGGCCGUGUCCGCCUCUCUCCCCACGGCGUCAAUGUCACUGUUGGUGGGAAGCUAUCAUCGUUGGAGAAACACAUUGCUGCUGUGAAAUCAAAUGCUUUGUUCGAAGGGACUGAUUUCAAGCUCGCAACUUGUGAUCACCCAGUAGAUGAUAAGGUUGCUAAGGAAUGUGGAUUCACUUCUCUUUCAAUAAGAAUAGUUAAGGAGUUGGUUACUCUUAGUUCUGACCCUCUGUUGAAGUCACCUGAAAUUUCAAAUGCUGGGAGGCAUCUCUCUGCAGCUGAGUUUCAUUCUGCUCUUCAGGGCACUGGACCACUUUUAGAGAAAGAUAGCCCAACAUGCAAUGAAGACCUUGUUCUAUUGGAUGCAAGGAAUUUAUAUGAGACAAGAAUUGGGAAGUUCCAUGUGCCAAAUGUGGAAACUUUGGAUCCAGGAAUUAGGCAGUAUAGUGAUCUGCCCUCGUGGAUAGAUGAUAAGUCUGAGCAAUUAAAAGGGAAACGUGUUCUUAUGUACUGCACUGGAGGGAUUAGGUGUGAGAUGGCUUCAGCAUAUAUUAGGUCUAAAGGUGCUGGGUUUGAGAAUGUGCUUCAGUUAUAUGGCGGGAUACAGCGUUAUUUGGAACAAUUUCCAGAUGGUGGUUUUUUCAAAGGAAAGAACUUUGUUUUUGACCAUCGGAUAUCAGUUGGGAGCUCAGAUCCAAAUAUCAUUGGUACCUGCCUUCUUUGUGGCUCCUCAUUUGAUGAUUAUUCUUCACGCUGCAGAUGCACCCAUUGUAGGAUGCUUGUUUUGGUCUGUGAUAGUUGCAGGAUGGAGGGUGCUCUAUACAUUUGUGAGUUAUGUCAGAAAUAUGGUAAGGGUGUUCAGUCAGUUCCAUCACUCGAAAAUGGCAAAAUACAAGAAGAGCAUAAACUGGUUUCCUUGGAUACCAAACUCUCACCUCAACUGCCUUGGAGCCACGGUAAUGAAUCUCCAAGAAAACUAAGAAUCUUAUGCCUGCAUGGGUUUCGGCAGAAUGCCUCCAGUUUCAAAGGAAGGACUGCAUCAUUAGCCAAAAAACUCAAAAACAUUGUUGAGCUUGUUUUUGUUGAUGCACCUCAUGAGUUACCCUUCAUUUACCAGCCCUGCAUCACAGAGUCACAUGGAGAGUGUGCAUCAUCUUCAUUACAGCAAACACAUCCUCCACCAUCCGAGAAUUGCAGGAAAAAGUUUGCAUGGUUAGUAGCCCCCGAUUUCAAUAUAAGUGGGGAAGUUGAUUGGAAAAUAGCAAAUGGUUCAUUUGACCCUCUCCAGUACCUGCAGCAAACUGAUGGCUUUGAUGUAUCUCUGGCAUAUUUAAAGUCUGUGUUUUCUCAGAAAGGGCCAUUUGAUGGGAUUCUGGGAUUUUCUCAGGGUGCAGCAAUGGCUGCCUUAGUCUCUGCACAACAAGAGAGGCUCAAAAGUGAAAUGGAUUUUAGAUUUGUGAUUUUGUGUUCUGGGUUUGCUAUUAAAUUGGCAGAGUUUGAAUGUCAAGCGAUCAACUGCCCUUCACUUCACAUUUUUGGUAGUGACCGUGGCAAAGACAGGCAGAUUGCAAACCUAGCUAGCAGGGACCUUGCUUCUUUAUUUGAUGAUGGAUGCUCUGUGAUAAUUGAACACGACUCUGGUCAUAUAAUUCCUACUCGGUCUCCUUAUAUUGAUGAGAUUAGAAAUUUUCUUCUUCGUUUCCUUUAAUAGAAUUAAACAUCCCAUUUGGUACUCUCAGAGUCUCAGUGCAAGAUUUUGACUCAAUUUGUUUGCAGUUAUGUAAUAUCAAGGGUGGGUUAGUGAUUACUGUUUAUAAAGGAAUUUACAUAGAACAUUUUAAA